Messenger RNA from Arachis stenosperma, 1980 nucleotides. RefSeq lists its product as uncharacterized. Gene Ontology annotation, biological process: DNA integration. Gene Ontology annotation, molecular function: nucleic acid binding; RNA-DNA hybrid ribonuclease activity. The transcript has 3 exons. The record is from RefSeq and is a predicted model, not a curated record. NCBI's taxonomy places the organism in Eukaryota, Viridiplantae, Streptophyta, Magnoliopsida, Fabales, Fabaceae. The coding region runs from base 1 to 1980 and encodes 659 amino acids.
AUGAAAGGGCCGGAACAAAGAUACUCUUCACCAGAGAAAUAUUGUCUUGCUCUGGUGUACAUCUCACAAAGAUACCGACAGUACUUUCAAGCACACCAAGUAGAAGUCGUAUCGAAAAAUGAAGGUCUCAGAUUUUUAAUUGAAAAGCCAAUGUUGAUUGGAAGAAUGAGUCGUUGGGCACUCCUAAUAAGUGAAUAUGAUGUGAAAUUGGUGACACCUACCACCAUUAAGAGCCAAGCUUUGGCUGACCUCUUGUCGAUCUGUCCUGAAAAAGCAACGAUUGAAGAGUUGCCAGAUCAGAUUCCAGGAACAAUAAAGACUGUUUAUGCUUGCAAUGAAGAGGAAACAUGGACCUUCAUGUUUGAUGGAACACCCUCGAAUCCUCAAGGAGGGGUAGGAGUCGUCCUUACAGACUCCCAUGGAAGAAACCUGUCCUUCAUGUUUCGAUUGGAUUUCUCUUGCACCAACAAUAAGGCAGAGUAUAAAGCGCUAAUACUUGGUCUAAAGAUGGCUCAAGAAGUUGAAAACAAGCAUGCGGAUGCUUUAGCAACAUUGGGGAGUAGAGUCACUAUUCAAAAUGGACAACAUGCUUUGGAACACCGGGUAGCUGAAAGUCCUGCCAGAGAAGAAGGGAUGUUUGUGGAAGGAAAAACCAAUGAUUGGCGAAUGCCUAUACAUAAACAGCUCAGAACACGCAACAUCACCAAAGAAACAAGAGGAUUUUUCCUCCUCAAUGGGCAAAUAUUCAGAAAAAGCAAUGAUGGACUCCUCAUGAAAUGUGUAGGAGAAGAAGAAGGGAAAGAAAAAGCAGAACAACUGCAUGGAGCUACUUGCGAAGAAGAAGGCCCCGGUUUGUACCGAAGGCUCCAGAGGUCGGGUAUUUAUUGGCCGAAAAUGAAGUUUCAUUGUGAUGAAUUACAGGCUUCCUGCAAGGCUUGUCAAGAAACAAAAGAAAGCAUGCAAAUAUGUAAUGUUCACAAUUGGCAACAACCCAUCGUAGAGUACCUCAAUGCUGGAGUUUUGCCUUCAGAGAAAAUAGAAGCUGAGAGAUUGAAGAAGAGAUCAAAACACUACUUCUUGCGAAAAGGUGAGUUGUUCAAAAAGAGUUUUACCGGAGAGAUGCUAAAAUGCGUUCGAGAUGAAGAAAAAGAUAAAGUCUUAGAAGAAGUCCAUCAAGGAGUAUGUGGGAGACACCAAGGAGGAAGGGCCUUAUGGUAUGAACUAAUCAAGAUUGGCUAUUACUGGCCAAAAAUGAAGGAAGAUGCAAUCAACUGGGCCAAAAGGUGUCUACAAUGCCAAAAGCAUGCAAACUUGAUACAUGCGCCAAGCGUGCAGAAGAACAGCCUCAAAACACCAUACCCAUUCCAUACAUGGGCGGUAGAUUUUGUGGGACCAAUCAACCCCCCAUCAAUGGGGAAGAAGUGGAUUCUAGUUACAACAGAAAGCUUCACCAAGUGGGUGGAGGCUGUCGCUGUCAGGGAAACAAAUGCUGAAGCAGUAGUGAGAUUUAUCAAAGAAAAUAUAAUAUGCAGGUUCGGGCUGCCAAGUGUUCUAGUGUCCGAUAAUGGAACCCACUUUGUUAACCAAAGAGUGUGGGGUGUUCUUGAACAAUACCAAAUCAAACAUCACAAGUCUUCCCCCUACUACCGCAAGGCAAUGGCCAGAACAACCAGACAUGGAACAACCGGAGUAACACCCUUCUCGUUGGUUUAUGGGGUUGAAGCUGUACUGCCAACAGAGAUUGAAGUGCCCACCGCCAGGAUGUUGUUAGACGAGGCAAGGGAUCGUGAAGCUGAGUUGCAAGAAUUGGAAGAAAAAAGAGAAGUUGUGGGAAGCAAGAUGGAAGAAUACCACCGGAGACUAGCAUUAGCUUACGACAAGCAUGUUCAGUCCAGGGUGUUCCUAGAGGGUGAUCUGGUGCUAAAAUCAGUAGACGCAGUAAUGAGGAAGAUGUCUUUGCCAAAAUGGGCUCCCAAAUGA